Molecule: messenger RNA, 3298 nt
Organism: Magnolia sinica
Lineage: Eukaryota; Viridiplantae; Streptophyta; Magnoliopsida; Magnoliales; Magnoliaceae
Product: alanine--tRNA ligase
Exons: 23
Coding region: 6-3041 (1011 amino acids)
Biological process (GO): alanyl-tRNA aminoacylation; tRNA modification
Cellular component (GO): chloroplast; mitochondrion; cytoplasm
Molecular function (GO): nucleic acid binding; amino acid binding; alanine-tRNA ligase activity
Source: RefSeq, a predicted model, not a curated record
UUUCAAUGCCUCCAACCCUUCUCUCUUUUGGACGCUGCAAUAUAAAAAACCCUCAAAAGCAGUUGCUAUCUGUUUUCUCUUCAUUCCCAUUUCUGCCGCCAUCUUUCCAGAUUAGGGUUAGGGUUUUGGCCCAAAAGAGCUUCUUUUCGUCCUCCUCUAUCUCUCGGUGGUCCGCGGCGAUGGCAAGUGACGGACUACAGGAGGUAGUGUGGCCCGCGAGCAGAGUGCGGGACACGUUCAUCAGCUUCUUCGAAGGGAAGGGCCACGUCAAUUGGAGCUCCAGCCCUGUCGUGCCGGUGAACGAUCCCACGCUGCUUUUCGCCAAUGCCGGAAUGAACCAGUUCAAGCCAAUCUUCUUAGGAACUGUUGAUCCCAAUACUCCCUUAAGUAAAUUCAGUCGUGUUUGUAACACCCAAAAGUGCAUUCGUGCUGGGGGGAAACACAAUGAUCUUGAUGACGUAGGGAAAGACACCUAUCAUCAUACCUUCUUCGAAAUGCUUGGAAACUGGUCGUUUGGAGAUUAUUUCAAAAAGGAAGCCAUUGGAUGGGCAUGGGAGCUUCUCACGCAGGUUUAUAAACUACCUGCUGACCGCUUUUAUGCCACCUACUUUGGGGGUGAUGAGAAGUCUGGCCUUGCUGCUGAUAAUGAAGCGAGGGACAUAUGGCUGAAAUAUUUGCCUGCGGAACGUGUGCUGCCUUUUGGUUGUAAAGACAACUUCUGGGAGAUGGGUGAUACUGGUCCAUGUGGGCCUUGUACUGAAAUCCAUUAUGAUAGGAUUGGUAACCGGGAUGCUGCUGCUUUGGUUAAUAAUGACGAUCCUACAUGCAUUGAGAUAUGGAACCUUGUGUUUAUUCAGUUCAAUAGGGAAAGUGAUGGCUCUUUAAAACCUUUACCUGCAAAACAUGUUGACACAGGAAUGGGUUUCGAACGCUUAACUUCGGUUCUUCAAAAGAAAAUGAGCAAUUAUGACACUGAUGUAUUCUUGCCCAUAUUUGAUGCUAUCCAGCAGGCAACAGGGGCCCAACCUUACUCUGGGAAAGUUGGAGUAGAUGAUGUAGACAAAGUUGACAUGGCUUAUAGGGUUGUCGCUGACCACAUUAGAACUCUUUCAUUCGCCAUUGCUGAUGGUUCUCGUCCAGGUAAUGAGGGUCGUGAAUAUGUUCUGCGGCGAAUUCUUCGGCGUGCUGUUCGAUAUGGAAGAGAAGUCCUGAAAGCUGAAGAAGGUUUUUUCAGUGGGCUGGUAAGUGUUGUUGUGAAUGUGUUGGGGGAUACAUUUCCAGAGCUGAGGCAAGGUGAAGCGAACAUAAGAAACAUCAUUGCAGAGGAGGAAACGAGUUUUGGAAAGACACUGGUUAAGGGAAUUGAGAAGUUCAAGAAGGCUGCUCAGGAGGUUCAGGGGAACAUAUUCGGUGGACAGGAUGCAUUUGUUUUGUGGGACACUUAUGGGUUCCCUGUAGAUUUGACCCAGCUAAUGGCAGCAGAAAAAGGUUUGACAGUUGAUAUGGAAGGUUUCAACAAGGCCAUGGAUGAAGCCAGGGAAAAGUCUAGGAACGCAUCUAAUAAGCAAGUUGGUGAUUCCAUAGUGAUGGAUGCUGAUGCAACCUCAGAACUGCAUAAGAGGGGGGUGGCUGCAACUGAUGACAGCAGCAAGUUCAAAUGGUAUCGGGAUCACGAGUGUUCAGUAAAAGCUAUAUACAAUGGAGCUGAAUUCUUAGAGAAGGCCUCCGCCGGUGAUGAAGUCGGUGUGGUGUUGGACAGUACAAGCUUCUAUGCUGAACAAGGUGGUCAGAUUUACGAUACUGGAUCUCUUGAAGGCUCCUUUGGAUCAUUUAAGGUCAGUAAUGUCCAAAUUUAUGGAGGCUUUAUACUCCACAUUGGCUCUUUUGGUGGGGAGACUGGCAAGUUUUCUGUUGGUGAUAAAGUAAUCUGCAAGGUUGACUAUGACAGGCGUACUCUCAUUGCCCCGAACCAUACUUGCACCCACAUGCUAAACUUUGCUCUCAGGGAAGUGCUUGGGGAUCAUGUUGACCAGAAGGGAUCCAUUGUACUUCCUGAAAAAUUACGAUUUGAUUUCUCGCAUGGCAAGCCUAUUCACCCUAACGAUUUGAGAAGAAUUGAGUCGAUUGUGAACGAUCAGAUUAGAGAUGAAUUAGACGUGUUUGCGAGUGAGACAAGCCUUGUUGAUGCCAAGCGUAUAGCUGGUUUACGAGCUGUCUUUGGAGAAGUCUAUCCUGACCCAGUCAGGGUUGUGUCGAUUGGUCGGAGUGUGGAGGACCUCCUGGCUAAUCCUGAAAACAGAGAAUGGUUUUCAAUUUCAACAGAACUCUGUGGAGGAACCCAUAUAUCAAAUACAAGAGAAGCCAAAGCAUUUGCCCUUUUAUCUGAGGAAGGAAUUGCUAAGGGCAUCCGUAGAAUAACAGCCGUUACAACUGAAUGUGCUUUCAAGGCAUUGGAAACAGCCCAGUCUCUUGAGCGGGAAAUAAAUGAGGCGUAUAAUGCAGAAGGAAGAUUGCUGGCCCAGAUAGUAGCUUCUCUGAAAAGUCGUGUAGAUGCUGCAGCAAUUCCAGCAGCUAUGAAAGCAGAUCUCAGAACAAAGAUCUCCCAACUGGAUGGUGAAGUUAGAAAGGCACAAAAGAAGAUUGGGGAAGAAAAUAUUCAGAAAGCAGUGAAGGCAGCAGUUGAAGUUGCAGAGACUGCGUCUUCAGAAGGUAAAUUGUUCUGCAUCACUCAUGUCGACGUGGGUGUGGACGCAACUGCAAUCCGUGAAGCAGUUCUUAAGGUCUUGGAGCAGAAGGGAAUAUCAGUAAUGGUGUUUAGUACAGAUGAGGCCACAAACAAGGCCGUCGUGUGUGCUGGGGUACCUGCUGAAGUAGAAAAGAAUGGGCUGGCAGCAUCGAAGUGGUUGACAGCAGCUGUUGAACCACUCAAGGGGAAGGGCGGAGGAAAAGCAGGUCUUGCUCAGGGCCAGGGGAGCGAUGCAUCACGGGUCCAAGAGGCAAUGGAUGUGGCAACAAGAUUUGCAUCUAUGAAGUUGAGGUAAUAACAAAUAAUGAGUGUCGCCAUCCACAGAAGCAAUUCGAGUACCUCACUGGUGGUGUUUACUUCAUUGUUUUGGUCUCCUGAUUGGAGACUGAAUGGAAUUACGAUUUGUUGUUUUGGUGAAUUUACAGAAGUUAUUUAAAAGUAUUGUUAAAUAUGAGACAGUUAAAAAAAAAAAAAACUAGAUGCGCAUACAUGAAAUGAAAUUUUGUUAUGGUAUUUGACCCGUGUUAUAACAAAUUCGAAAUUCAAACUCUC